UUAACAAUAAACCCCCAACCUACAAACUGACAAAUGCUGUGCUAGAGCUGCACUGUUGUAACGUAUGAAACUGCCUGGAGACACACAGGACUCACAUUCACAACCACUCGACGUGAGGUGUUCCUUCCUCUGCUGCUGGUCCAGGUUCAGGUUCUUUCUGGUUAAAUUGCUACGAGGUCACUGACGUGACAUUCAUUCAUCCACAACAACAAUGGCAGCGCAUGAUUUUAAUUUCUUGCUCGCGACGGAUUCUUAUAAGAUAACACACUACAAGCAGUAUCCUCCAAAUGUCAGCAAAAUCUACUCAUACUUUGAAUGCAGACGCAAGAAAGGCUCCCAGUUCAGUGAGGUGGUGUUCUUUGGCCUUCAGUAUCUGCUGAAGAAAUACCUCAUAGGCCAAGUAAUCACCGAGGAGAAGAUUCAAGAAGCCAAACUUUUCUACCAGAUGCACUUCAAACAGUCUGUGUUUGAUGAGGAAAGCUGGAGGAAAGUCCUUGAGAAACACAAUGGCCGUCUUCCUAUCCGGAUCAAAGCAGUUCCUGAGGGAAGGAUCGUUCCGAGAGGCAACGUUCUCUUCACCGUGGAAAACACUGACCCCGACUUCUACUGGCUCACCAACUACAUUGAGACCAUGCUGGUCCAGAUGUGGUACCCCAUCACAGUAGCCACAAUCUCCAGGGAGUUUAAGAAGAUCCUGGCCAAGCACCUGAAGGCCACCUCCGGGAGCCUGGAGGGUCUGGACCUGAAACUGCAUGACUUUGGCUACAGAGGGGUCUCCUCACAGGAGUCCGCAGCAUUGGGGGGGGCAGCCCACCUGGUUAAUUUCUGCAGUACAGACACCGUGGCGGGGCUGCUGAUGGCUCAGCGCUACUACAGCUGCCCAAUGGCCGGCUUCUCCAUUCCAGCAGCAGAGCACAGUACCAUCAUUUCCUGGGGGAGGAGCAGAGAGAAGGAGGCGUUUGAGCGUGUCCUGGACCAGUUCCCCUCAGGGCCGGUGUCUGUAGUCAGUGACAGCUAUGACAUCUUUAACGCCUGUAAACACAUCUGGGGAGACAAGCUGAAGGAGCGCGUGAUGGAGCGGAGCCAGGACUCCUGUCUGGUCAUCAGGCCGGACUCUGGAGACCCUGCAGAGACUCUCAUCGAGGUCAUCAAGAUUCUUGAGGAGCGUUUUGGUUGCUCUCUGAACUCUGUGGGGUUCAAGGUUCUGCCUUCCUACCUGCGCAUCAUUCAGGGAGACGGCAUCGACCUCACCUCAGUGGAAGAGAUCCUCAUGAAGCUGAGUGAUGAAGGCUGGAGUGCGGAGAACGUCUUCUUUGGUUGUGGCAGUUCCCUGCUCCAGAAACUCAACAGAGACACACUCAACUGUGCCUUCAAGUGCAGCUAUGUGGAGACUGACGGGAAGGGGAUGGACGUUUACAAGCAGCCGGUGACCGACCCAUCCAAAGGCUCAAAGAGGGGUCGGCUGCUGCUGAGGAGAAACUCUGACGGCUUCCUAGAGACAAUAGAGAGAGGAGCAGGCAAGCCGGAGGAGGACCUGCUGGUGACCGUCUAUGAGAACGGAAGCCUGGUGCAGGACUACUCCCUGGAGGAGAUCAGGAAGAACGCUCGGCUGAGGGACGAGGAGGUGAACCCCACCCUGCACAACAAGGAUCAGGAGCUGCUGCACAAUCACAUCAUCAACGGGGUUCACUAGACCGACCCCAGCCUUAGGAGACUUGAGUUUUGCACUGAGUGAGGACUGCCGUGUUUCUUAAAGGCACCCCUUUAGGUUAAACUGAACAAGCAGAAGGGACAGUAAAAAGCUGUCUCACAAAACACUAACUUAAUAAAAUAAUACAGUAUUUCUGAUUAAGCUAAUCAUCAGGUAUGGUUUACACUGGCUAGUGCUUGAUAGACAAUAUUUGUUUUCAGUGUUAGCCUCAUAUAUCAGAACACCUUUAUUCGUACCAUAAAGAGGGAAUUCACGUAUUUUACUGAUGCAUAUAUUAUCUCCCUAUUGCCCUUUAGUUUAGCACAAGUCAUGUACAGUCUAUGAAUGCAGACAUCACAUCACUGACAUGCUGGGCUCAAUAAUCUGCACUGCAACAGUUCAGACCAAACCAAACUGAAGCCAUACCUGUUUCUGUUUCAUUUCUCACGCGCCUGUCCCACAAAGUACACUCUGAAGCCCAAUUUUGAAUAGAUAGAAAAACUAUAAGAAACAAAAUGAUAUUAUUAUAUUGUGUAAAUGAACCGAUACUUUGUGAAAUAUUUGAAGAGAUAGUCGAGACUCAUCUCAUUAUUUUAAAAUUGUGUUUCAUUAUUGAUCUUUUUAACAGAAUCUGGAAAGGUUAUUUUUUAUGUAUUAGAUAGUCAUAUUUUAUUUCAAAAUGCCUUUUUUUUCUUUUGAAGUAAUUGUUUUGAGUUCAUAUUCACAUGAUUAGCAUUUCUUCUUUCCGUGGUGUUGCCCUCGCCCUCUGACCAGCCAAUCACAUGCCAUGUUCGUUCGCUCCAUUGCCUUUUAAAGAGAGCGUUAGGACACUCAUUCAUCUCGCUGCCACCUGGUUCAUGUAGUGCUUCAUAGUUCCAAGGGCCAGAUUCAUUGCAUUCUUGGAAGUAGGACAAAUAGCUGCCCUUUUUUUAAAAUAAUGUCUCCCCUCCUAAUGUAAAGUUGAGAGGAUCACAGAAACAUGCACAGCAAAGGCUGCUUUACCUUCCACCACUGCGUCCGCUGGCAGUGCAGAGUUCAUGUGCUGAAACAACAAACGAUUAACCAGAGUGCAAAAACACUUAUUUACCUACUGUAAGAAGUUAUUUAGAUCAGUGGAAAAGUGUGAUACCUGAUCUGCAGAGUUGGACUUUGGUUAGAGCCUGCGCUGUAGACGCUCAUUAAUACACAAAAGAGAGCAGCCACACAGCUAACACUAUAGCACGUCUAUUCUACUGGUGGCCAGCGGGCUGAUCAGCAGCACCAUGCAGUAGCGAAAGAGAGCAGUGUAUCAUUGAUGACCAUGCAGUAAUAUCAGUCAGCACAGGGACUGUCCCUGCCAUUAUGUAUCUUUCAUUCUUUUCUCCCCUUUUUAAGAAUAAUAAGCAUAGAUCUUUCUUCUCCUGUGAGGAACAAAUAUGAGCUGUAUCUGAAGUGUGUAUCCAAAAUGCUAGCCCAUUAUUACACAUUACAAAUAGAGAAGGGGGUCAUAAGGCAAAAUUCAGAUCAAGUGGGUUCAUUUUCCUCCUCUGAAUUAUGGCUCAGGGAAAUGUCUGUCCCAGGCCCCUCAGCUUUCUGACCCUGAACACAUUAUAUGUAGUGUAAUAGCUCUGGUCCAUGUGAGGGCUUAAAAGCAGUAGCAGUAGCAGAUCCCAAACGUGCGCUGCAACAGUAUAGAAUAAAUCUACAUAUAGAAUAAACAGUGAGUGAAAGAUCUGAGUCAGCUAAGGCACUGAUAUGAAUAGGCGUCACUAGAUGUGUACAGUAAGAACUAUAUGUAACGAAUAGGCUUUUGGCUGCUUUACGAUAUGUUUACUUGAGGCUAUUCCAUUUCAAUCAGAUGUCUGUCGUUACUCUACAAACAGCACGGGCAAGCUCAACAACUGCUACAAAAUAUGUCAAGCUAGCUCCUUUUAUCUAGAGCAACAACAAUGCUAAUGUUAUUCUGAUUUGAAUAACUACAGUACACUCACAUAACCAUGCAAAUAACCAUAGCUGUUGUUCUUAGUUUAACAUGGUGCUAUCAGUGACACCAGACAGGUUUGUGAGUUUACAUUAUGACUGAGUGUGAGAGGAAAUGACAUCAGAGUUAGGAGCCAGUGCUAGCUCCUGAUGGCAAGCCACCAGAGAAACUACAUGGUCAUGAGAUUUGCUGAAAGAUGAAUGAAGGCUGACCAUGGUUGUAGGAGAAAAGAACAGCAUUCUUGGUAGUGAUCAAACAAAUACAACUGUCUUGUCUGUCAUUUGGCCAUUGGGCCCUUUGUAGCAUUCGUCCAGAGACUUUGAUGAGCAACCUUUUGGGUAAAAGAUCUUCCCAGUACAAACAUUUAAAAUAGCCUUUAUUUAAAUGUUGAGUUUCUAAAAGGUGUCAAAUGCAGCAGUAGCCAAAUCCAAAGUGAUUGCUGUUGAUGUGAGAGCUGAGGGUGUUACAGUUAAUGCCUGCAUUCUGGGCCACAUGGAUACGGAUGAUCAGAGCCAUUUUAAACCCAGCAGUCCAUAUUUUUGAACUUCAUGAGCUAACUGAGUAACUUUGAUAUGAACGGACAGGGCCCCGCCUCCAACGCCGUAUCAAUUCUCUCCAUACAUCCAUGUUUGUGACACAGAUGCUUUUUCAACUUUUGUAAAUUUGAUGAAAACAUAUCCGUCUGAUCAUGUCAUAGACAUUUCCUAGGGGAUUAUUUCACACAUGAUUGAUAACAUCAAGAACAUUUAAUCAUCAUUCAAGCCAAGAGAAAUCAAUGAUUUAACUCGAGCAGUCACAGUUUUGUGUGUCCGAUGUGUUUGCUGUUUGGUACAGCAGUGGUAUAGUCAUUUGUUUGUGCAGAUGCAGUAAACCUUAGACGACACAGCGGACUAAGGAACAUAUGUAGUUAAGUCAGGUCACCUCAUUGUGUUAAUUCUUCUUUUCAUGCCCUUUUAAUUUCUGUUUACAUGUUAGGAUUUGUAGUAUUAAGUAACAAAUUCCAUGUUAAUGUAUGUUCUUGCUGAUGACCAGUCUAUGGAGACUGUUGAUGGAGUAGUGGUUAAUGAGCCAUCAACACUGGACAACACACAGCUAACCUGUUGUCUCGGCACUAAUCAUAUAUGUAAUGACACUGUGUGAAUAUACUUUUGAAAAUUGUUUCCUUUUAACUUAUCUGUAUCUUUUAAAUGUUCUGUAUCUUGAUUUUGUUUGUUUUCAAAACAGACCUUUUAUAAGAUUAAAAGAAAUAAUAUUGUCA
Molecule: messenger RNA, 4908 nt
Organism: Eleginops maclovinus (Patagonian blennie)
Lineage: Eukaryota; Metazoa; Chordata; Actinopteri; Perciformes; Eleginopidae
Gene: nampt2
Product: nicotinamide phosphoribosyltransferase 2
Exons: 11
Coding region: 212-1693 (493 amino acids)
Biological process (GO): NAD+ biosynthetic process
Molecular function (GO): nicotinamide phosphoribosyltransferase activity
Source: RefSeq, a predicted model, not a curated record